Molecule: messenger RNA, 1657 nt
Organism: Rosa rugosa (rugosa rose)
Lineage: Eukaryota; Viridiplantae; Streptophyta; Magnoliopsida; Rosales; Rosaceae
Exons: 2
Coding region: 312-1517 (401 amino acids)
Source: RefSeq, a predicted model, not a curated record
AGUAACAAACCCAAUUUCUAUCGACUCUAUCCCAUAAUCACCAUAGCUGGAACAAACAGAGAAAGAAACAGGAACUGAAACAACCAAUCAAAACAAGGAAGGGUUAUAUAUAAUUGGCAUACAUUGCUAUAAUUAGUAGAGGAAUCAAUUCAACCAGUUUAUUGGAUCUUGCAGGCGGGAGAGGGGUAGAAGGAUCUGUGCACUAUUCACUUCGUUUGUUCUUUCGCGGAAUGAACAAUGAUUUUUCCUUUGGGUUUUAGUAUAGAGUAUAAUUUUCUAGGAAAACAGAUCCAACUUGACUUUCUCUGGCAAUGAAGGAAACGAAAGCGAAAAUUAUUCCAACGCAACUAACUAAUGCUUUGUGGGCAUGCAAGAACGUGUUAAUGCAAUAUCUAGGGUAUCAGGCAGCAAAUCAGGAGGACUGCAAGAAUGAUGCAAAGUUGCAGUCCUUCAAUGAUGCCAGCCUCAAAACUCGUACCGAUGAAAUCGUUACCAAAUUUAAGGAGGAUGGAGGUCUUUCCCUGGGUACCAAUGAGAUCAUUACCAAAUAUAAUGGAGGUCUUUCCUUGGAUGUUUUGGACAAUGUGCUGACAAGUAUGUCUGAUUUGGGGCAAAAAACCGCUGGCGCGAUCUUGGAUUUCAAGAGUAAGACCAUUCCUUUGGUGGACGACAGCUAUAAGCUUGUGGUGAAGGAGUACUUGAGCAGCAGCUUGGAGCUGCUGGAAUUCUUUACUGAACUGGAAAAGUUUCUAGACUCAGCUCGUCGGAGCCAUUCACAUAUCGAACAAGCGAUUGAAGAGUGCAGCAGCUUGGGGAGUGAACAUGGAGUAGGAAGGGAGGAGGCCAAGAUGAUUUCGAAUAAAUUGAGUGACAUUAUGGCGUCUAACGUCAAUGACUACUCUGGUGAAAAGUUGGUCGAAAAGGCUCGCUGUUUGCUUGAGAAGCAGGAAGAAAUGUUUGACAAAUGUCGCAAUGAACAAGAGAAGCUUGGGAAGGAUCAGAAGAGUAUUGAUCGUUGGAGGAAGCUCAUGAAUUAUAUAUUCAUGGGUGCUAAGUGCCUCCUUUACGUUGUUCUGUUGUUUUAUUCUGUAAAAUCUGUUGGUGGUUCGUCUGAUAUAGUUGGGGAUUUGAAAAUCAAACCAGCAUAUUUCCUUGAUGUCUGUGGUAUAGACCGUAUAGUAGGAAUAGCAGAUCACUGGACUAGCUCCCGCCUUGAAGUAUGUCAAAAUGAUUUGGUGCUGAAGAAUGAUGCAAUGAACACAAUAAAGGAAGGAGCUAUACAUACCAUAAAAGAAAUGGGGGAUAUAAAAGAUCUCAUCGGUAAGGUAGUAAAUUCCAUUGAAUCUCUCCUUGCUUCAAGUACGAACGUUGCAAAUGGUGGAAAUGUAGAAGUGGCAAUCAAGAAUAUUAAGCUUGACCUGAAGAAGUAUUUGGAUAAAAUUGAGGCUUUGGAGAAGAAAACAGGGGAAUGCAGCUCUAGUAUUUCGAAAGCAAGGCAAGCUGUUCUCACGUACUAACUCCAGACCUUAUGAUCUUUACGCUUCAUGUUGUAAUAAUUCAUAAACCCCAGUUUGUGUGUUGGGUGUUUCUUUACUUGCUUUUAGCUAGUUUUUUGUAUUUCCUAAUUAAUAAACCCCAGUUGGGUUGGUUUCUUUUC